AUGCUCCGCCGCAUCCGUCCACUUGCUGAGCGCCCCAACCUGAGCCUGGAGCUUCUGGACGCGACUUGGAUGGACGACCUCUCUCUGCUCCUCACAGCCCCCAAUGCCCAGGCACUUGAGACCAGGGCCAGAGAGGGCGCCAGCUGCCUCAUAGAUGCGUGCUUGUCGCAUGCGCUCUUGCCAAACCUCAGCCGAGGGAAGACCGAGGCAUUGCUGUCUUUCCGUGCCGCGGGUACGAAGGAAAUCAAGCAUCGCGUCUAUCAUGAGCAGCAGGGGGCACUGACUUUGAAUUGUGCAUUGUGGCCCGAUGCCACCCUCCGAGCCACACCCGCUUACAAACAUCUUGGCGGCAUUUUACAUCACGGAGGCAAGCUUGAACGGGAGGUCCGCUUCAGGACCGCCCAGGCUUGGUCCUCGUUUAAUUCGAGGAAGCGCCAUGUGUUUGCUUCACCUCUAGUUCCGUGGGAGCAGAAGAUGGUCCUCUUUGACACUUUGGUUGCGACAGUUUUGUUUUACGGUUCCGGCACUUGGACGAAUGUUUCGGAGAGACUAGCGACGCCGGAAAUCUGGGCACUGGCGCACUUUGAGCAGGACUGGCUGCAGUAUGUGCGCGACUCCAUUCAGUGGCUCUGGACGCUCGUUGAUGGUGGCCAGCAACACAGCACCCACGACGAGGCCUGGGAACAUUGGAGCGCCGAAGCUCUUACCAGUCCGGGCAAGUGGAAGGGUCAGGGUAACCGUAAGGCCACAGAUGAUGGACUAUGUCUGGAGCCAGUCACGCAGGCUGAGGGGCCUCUCGCCCUAAGUUGGGACUGUUACAUCGAGGAUGAGGCACAGAGGCCCUCUGCUGAGGUCCUUUCCUGUCUCGGACAUAUCGACUUCGACGUCCCCAUCACACAGCUCCCAACCGAGGAACUCUGGUCACGCCUCCGGACCUCCUUUUCUUGCGUAUGUCUCCAGGGCACCAGGUUUAGAGCAACGGCCGAGGCAUGGCAUGCCCAGAUUAUCCUUCGCAGUCGUGCGGACCCGGACCAUGACUAUGAGUCGGUCCUAGAGGCUGGCAAGUGGCUAUGCCAGGCAGACUAUGCGGAUUGGUUAGUCCCCACGGACAGUGGCAAACGAGCCCCCGCUGAUACCUUUCGACAGGGCCACCUUCUCCUUCAGCUCCUUGAAUUUGGGAGCUUCCGAUUUACCACGCCAAGGCCUUGGGACAGGGACAUGAUUCUGAUUCAGAUUGGGGAUUCUGUCCCAGGACUCACCGAUCAGGUCCCCACCCAAGGUAUACUCACGUAUACACAUCAGAACCUCUUACAGGAUGUUGCUGCGGGCCGGUCUGUUGAUCUCCUUCAGGAUGUUGAUCCGGACUCUGCCUAUUGUAUCUCCACCAUAGGGCCAUAG
Messenger RNA from Symbiodinium sp. CCMP2592, 1398 nucleotides. The record is from the annotation of a GenBank genome assembly. NCBI's taxonomy places the organism in Eukaryota, Dinophyceae, Suessiales, Symbiodiniaceae.